Messenger RNA from Cyprinus carpio (common carp), 693 nucleotides. RefSeq lists its product as uncharacterized. Bases 7 to 693 code for a protein of 228 amino acids. NCBI's taxonomy places the organism in Eukaryota, Metazoa, Chordata, Actinopteri, Cypriniformes, Cyprinidae. The record is from RefSeq and is a predicted model, not a curated record. The transcript has 2 exons.
GUCAACAUGGCAGAGCGCAGGCCCGCGGGUGGAUUCCAGGUUAGUGGGCAAAAUGAUGACACCAGGGUUGAAUUGGGGCGUAUGGUGAUGGAGAGACUCCUCUCCAAACUGCAGUAUGCAUUGAGUCGGCAGCCACUUGACUUGGAUUACUGGCAAUUUAUUUGCAGUCAUGAACUUAUUUUCAUCACAUCCAUUCUUAAUCAAAUUACUUUCCCACAUGAAGUACUUAAUGAACUAUCCAACUUAAAAAAUACAGUGGAGAGGCAAAUUGAAAACAACUGUGCACCCAUAACUGCCCUAGAAGUGCAAUUUGGAACGAAGGGACUUCCAAAGUUUCUUAUUUCUAAAGAAUAUCUCCAGAAUCUUGUGAGCAUGCAGCUCUCUAUUCCAUGCAUUGCUCAGCUUCUUGGUGUGUCAACCAGGACUAUUAAUCGCCGUCUCAAUGAGUAUGGUAUUUCUAUAAGAGAUACAUACACAACGAUAACAGAUGAGGAACUUGACAACCUUGUCAGCUCAGUAAAGGCUGAAAGUCCACAUCUUGGCCACAGAAUGAUGAAAGGACAGUUGCAAGCACUGGGUCACCGUGUGCCAUGGACAAGGGUGUGGGAUUCUAUGCAUCGAGUGGACUCUGCUGGAAUACUUUCAAGAGUGACGCAGCCAGUUCCUGGAAGGCCACAGCCCUGCAGAAUUUAG